AAGCAGAUAAGUAAUUUGCCAAGGAAGAAAGGUCAAUAUGUUUCUCAAAAAGAACAUCAAAUUGUUAUAGAGACUAUCAUCAACACUAUAAUCAAUAAGGAAUAUCAAGUUGUUAUAAAAAAAGCCGUUAUCGCUAAGAAAGCUGUUAUUACAGAAGGAGCUAUUGUUGCUAACAAUAAAAAUAAAAUUAUCAUGGGACUAACUACUGUGACCAAUAAUGAACAUCGAAUUACCAUGGAAAUAGUUGCAGCCACAAAAAUAGUUGCGGGCAUCAGUGAUAAAAACCAAACUAUCACAGAAACAACCAUUAAUAUUACUAACCCAUAUGACGAAGAAGACCUUUAUAUUAUGGAGGCAGCUACUAAUAUCCAAAAAGUUUCUGAAAAAUGGAUAAAUGAAGACUUGAGAGAAUUUGAAGACAUAAGAAAAAGGUUUCUCAUCUGGAAUGAUAAUGCUGAAAGUAAUCUUAGAACUACGUAUACUGGAAACUCGAGAACAACAUUGUGA
Molecule: messenger RNA, 507 nt
Organism: Acaulospora morrowiae
Lineage: Eukaryota; Fungi; Glomeromycota; Glomeromycetes; Diversisporales; Acaulosporaceae
Source: the annotation of a GenBank genome assembly